AUGGCAGACGUACAGACCCGAGCCGAGGGCAUCUUCAGGGUAUUAGAAUUUCGAGAGCGUGCACAGAAGAAAUUUGCACUCAUCUUUGCUCCACCAACAAAUAAUCCUCCACCACCUGCUAGGGAUGACAAGAGGAAGCGGAACCAAACAAAUCACACGAAGGAAGGAAAAAGGCCAAGACAGAAUCGCCAGUCAUCAAGAUACCCAUCCUUCGAAUACACUGUCCCGCAAGAAGUCAUUUAUGAAGAAAAUAAAGACAGACCAAUCUGGCAAGAGCCCUACAAAAUUACCACUCCCUCUGACAGAAGGGAUAAAAGCAGAUACUAUCUCUUCCACAAAGAUCACGGUCAUACAAUCGCUGAAUGCCACAAUUUGAACAAUCAGAUCCAAGCCCUCAUGAGGAGUGGGAUGCUUACCCAAUACAUCAAGGAGACGGGCAGACCGAGCGUCUCGUGGCACAACCCCGCUUCUGCUCCCGCUCCACAAGCAUCAGACCCCGUGCACGCAGCCUCUGACAGCACCCAAGAGCCACUUAAGCAAGUCCCUAUGAUCCACAGGAUCAUAGAACCCACUGACAAUCAAGAGCAUACAACCAAAAUCCAUAAAAGAAUGGAGGAACGAGUGAAGCGAUACAAAUCAUUAGGCCACGUGGUCAACCUCGUCACUUCAGAAGACAAAAGCUACCCAGCCUCUGCGAUCACCUUCACCGAUGCUGACCUGAAGGGCAUACAUCUACCCCAUGAUGAUCCACUCGUCAUUUCCCUACAGGUUGACCAUUGCCAGCUGGGCAGAGUUCUGAUCGACGGGGGCAGUGGAGUCGACAUCCUCUUCAGGGAAGCCUUCCAGAAGAUGGGGCUAGAGGAGAAUCAUAUCCGGCCCUCUACCACGCCCAUUUUGGGCUUCAACAGCCAAAGAGUAUAUUCGAAGGGCGUCAUUCGCUUAACUGUGGUGGCCGCAGAACGCGCCCUGCCAGUAGACUUUCUCAUUAUAGAUUCCACCACAAGCUACAACGCCAUCUUGGGGAGAAAUUGGAUCCACCGGAUGUAG
Messenger RNA from Humulus lupulus (European hop), 1047 nucleotides. RefSeq lists its product as uncharacterized. Lineage: Eukaryota; Viridiplantae; Streptophyta; Magnoliopsida; Rosales; Cannabaceae. The record is from RefSeq and is a predicted model, not a curated record. Bases 1 to 1047 code for a protein of 348 amino acids. The transcript has a single exon.